AUGUUAAAUUAAGAAUUCUAUGACAAUGCAUUGAAAACAUUGCAAUAAUUGUCACCUGAAAUAUAAGAAUAUUAAUUUCCUCAUUUAAGAUUGUUUACAGAUGGAGAUGAAUUUUAUUGUAUAAAUAAUGAUGAUUAUAGAGAAAUUAUGGUAAAUGAUUGACGAAUCAAAAACAUAUUGUUGGAUUUUGACUUAUGCUAUGGACAAGAGUUUAGCAGCCAAUAUAACUCUUUAUAAAUUAAUUAAUGCAUAAUAAAGAGGUGUUAAUGUAGUUUUAUUUGUGGAUGAUCUUUAAGGACAUUAUAAUAACAAAUUAACUAAAUUAUUUUAAUCUUAUGGAGGAGUGUUUUUGAAUUUGAAUCCUUUAAGUGCUUUUAAGAUAUAUGGAUAAGAGUUCUUUCGUAGACAUCAUGAGAAAAUGGCAGUAGCUGAUCAUAAAGCAAUAUUUGGUACAUCUAACAUAGAAUCUCAUUAUGGUGGUGUUAAAUGGGGCAAAUAGACAUUUCAUGAUAUUAACACUUAUACAGAAGGUAGACAUUUAUCAUAUAAUCUUUAAAAACAUUUUAUGUAUUUAGCUAGUUUAUAUAAAAUUUAAUUGAAUCCUCAUAAACCUACACCUAAUGAGGAUUUACUUUAUACAUUUAAUGCAUUCCCUCCUUAUUAUGAAUUCUUUAAAACACAUCCUCCAUUUAAUAGGUAAAUUUAAACUUAAAUUAUUGAAUCAAUAAAAAAUGCUAAAGAUAAUAUUAAAAUAGUUUAAGCCUAUUAUUAUUCUGUUAGAAUAUUUGAAAAGCAUUUACGUGAAGCAAUGGAUAGAGGAGUAAAGGUAGAAAUUAUAACAGCAGACAAAAGAGAUUAGCCUGUAUAUAGAUAUGCAUUCAAUCGAAUAUUAUUUUAGGGUGUUAUUCACAGAAAUCUUAAAGUUUAUGAAUUCCCUGAAUAAUUAUUACAUAUGAAAGGAUAUGUAUUUGAUAAUAAUUAACUAUUUUAUGGUUCAUUUAAUAAUGAUAGAUGGAGUUGGAAAUUAAAUCAUGAAUUUAACAUACUUACAGAGGAUGAGAAUGAAAUAAAAAUGUUUAUGGAUAUAUAUAAUGAAACUAAACUAAGGACUAGAUAAAUUGAUUACAAGAAAACAGGAACUCCUUUAAGAUGGAUAAAGAUGAAAUUUUGGGAAUGGUUCAUAUAUUAGAGUGAAAUAUUAAUGAGUAAAAAUUAAGGUUAUCAUCCUAAUAAAUAUAAAUAUAACAAUUUACUAAAUACUUGGGAUGAUGGAAUUGGUAAUUAUUUUUGA
Molecule: messenger RNA, 1291 nt
Organism: Paramecium pentaurelia
Lineage: Eukaryota; Ciliophora; Oligohymenophorea; Peniculida; Parameciidae
Source: the annotation of a GenBank genome assembly